Alnus glutinosa is the source of this 2327-nucleotide messenger RNA. RefSeq lists its product as uncharacterized. Gene Ontology annotation, biological process: nuclear DNA replication. Gene Ontology annotation, cellular component: nucleus. Bases 242 to 2146 code for a protein of 634 amino acids. Lineage: Eukaryota; Viridiplantae; Streptophyta; Magnoliopsida; Fagales; Betulaceae. The transcript has 15 exons. The record is from RefSeq and is a predicted model, not a curated record.
UCCACAACUUUUACCGCAUUUUCUCUCUCGCUCGCUCGCUCACUUGCAUCUCUCUUCCUCUCUGCUGGUUUGCCCUAAUUUCUAACAUUAGGACAAAUCGAUUCGAAACCCUAGCGUUAACUUAGUACUAUAUCGGGCUUUUCCUCCCAAUGCUUAUCUCCGAAAUUCUUUCUUCGCGAGCGCAGGGGGUGAAUUGAGUGGUGGAGGAGUUGCGGUUGCAGUCUUUUAGCUCUACUACAAUAUGGCAAAGGUUGCUGCGCCUGGUUCUUUAACUUCCACUCUUCAAAACGGAGGAGGAGCUCUGAAGGUUGGCACAAUGGUUAAAAGGAAAACGCCAUCAGAACUGAGAGGAGAGCAGUUGAAGCAGGCGAAUGUUAUAGAGCUUGUAGAUGAAUCUCCAGCCCCUUUGAUUGGUUCUACAAAUGACACUAGCGAGGCGGAUAAUGGGCUCAGGAAACCUGAGCUGUCAAGAAACCUUCGAUACAUUGACACUCGUAUGGAUGACGUAUUUCCUGUUAAAAAAUCCAGGUUUAGAAUGCUUUCUGGAAAAGAAGAUGCCAAGGAAAAUAGCUCAAGUGAGCAAACUGGCGGCCUGAAGAAUAUAACUCUGCUUUCCAAUUUGGCUGCCAAGAGACGAAACCAACUUUCAUGUCCAGAAAAUUCAGUUGCCUCUGUUGAAGAUGCCAAAGAUGGUGUCGCCCAAGCUUUUCAAACAAUUGGAAAGUGUAGUCAAAGUACAUUUCGUAGUGUUAGUGAGCUUUCAUCAAGCGGUGAUAGAUCAUCUGGCUUGGCAGUCAUUGACAUGGAUAAAGCAUUAAAAGGACUGGCUUCCCGUGACUCCCCUGGGAUUUCUGGUUUACCUGCUGAUUCUUUUGAAAGACUUGGGGAUCCUACUUCAACUUAUUCAGGCAAUUUCUGCUCUGAAUGCCAUGUACCUGGCCGAAAGGCUCCUCUAGAUUUUACUCUUAAAACUUAUGUACGGGUGGUGUCCUCUUCGCCAGUGAAUCAAAUUCAUAGGUCAAUAAUGUCUAGUACCAUGCCCCAGUUCACAUUCCAGUUUGGUUGUUUUGAGGAUCAAAACAACGGCCAUAGCUCGGUCCUCGCGUCCACUUCCAAUGUCUUAAGUUCUAACGUUAUGCAUUCAUGGGUUUACCCUCAAUCUACCUUACCACCUUCUCUCAUAUCAGUGUUGAUGUCAUCAGCAGCAGAGGGAGUGGAAAUGGAUUUCUUAAGAAAACGACAGCUUGCAUGGGAAGACUCCUUUCGGAGUCUUUACUACAUGCUACGGAAUAAUGUUUGUAAUCUCUUUUAUGUGUGUACUUCACAUUUUGUGGUGAUGUUCACUGUUGGUGAUGGCUUGGGGAGGACCAAGCGCUUGUGCAAUGCUUAUAUCUCCCGGUCAACAAGAGGCUUGAGGUCAUUGUUGAGAGAGCAUGAUGUUUGUUUCUCUAUGCCUCUUUGCCAUUCCAAAGUAGAGCAAGUAUCCACUGAAGAUCUGGUUGAACUCUCAGAGAUUGAGAAGCAUAAUUUGGGCCAGACUCGGCGUCAGAGUUCCUUGUCUGAUAUCGAUAAUAGCCCACAAUCUUUACUGGUUUUCAGUGGCAAUAAGAGCAUACAUGGUUUGUAUGAUUUUUUGUUAAAUUAUAGAUCUCUCUUGACCUUCUUCACUGGUAUGGAUGUUCCUUUAUUGUGUUCUCCUGUUCCAUUUCAGAAUGCUGCUCUUUCUGCUCCAGAGGUUAGAUGCAUGGAGUUGAAAAGAGCAGAUCAUAUUGCUGCUCCUAAAGGAUCCAGUAAAGAUGGUGAAAGUGUAAAAGGUUCAUCUGCUGGUCUCUGCUAUUGCAUUGAAAUUAAGGAUGCAUAUCUUCCGCCAUGGAUUAUAUGCAGUAUAUGUGAUGUUAUGAGUUCUGAAGGGAGAAGCUUUGAGGCAAGUAUCACAACGGAACCGACCUCAAUUGGGUUGAAUGUAGCUCUUGGAGCAGCUGGCGAGAAAUCUGAUUCUGAAACUGCAGCUGGUGAAGGCUUGCAAGAAAGCAGCUAUGCUUUUGGUAUGCCGGAAGCCACAGUUACUCCUUGCUUGUACUCAGGUUUAUUAAAGGGCUUGAAGUACAUGAAUGGUUCUUAUACAGCUUCUCUUUCUCCUAUAUGACAUUCUGAGUUCAUGAUCUUUGGCAGAAUGCAGCAAUCAUGCUGUUUUCACUCAUUUUUGCUGAUCAUUGAUCCUUUUAACCCUAACUGUUUCCUUUUCUUUUUUGCAUUUCAAUCUUGUAUAAUCUUAUGGUCAACUAAUGCUUUUAUAAAGUACGUAUUACUAGCUUCUGAAAACAUUU